Salvia miltiorrhiza (redroot sage) is the source of this 453-nucleotide messenger RNA. RefSeq names its product UDP-glucuronate 4-epimerase 6-like. Lineage: Eukaryota; Viridiplantae; Streptophyta; Magnoliopsida; Lamiales; Lamiaceae. The record is from RefSeq and is a predicted model, not a curated record. The transcript has 2 exons. Bases 1 to 453 code for a protein of 150 amino acids.
AUGGACUCAUCAGUCCCCUUCUCCCACAUUCUCCACCUGGCUACGCAGGCCGGCGUCUGGUACGCCAUCCAGAACCCCCUCUCCUACGUCAACUCCAACAUCACCGGCUUCGUCACCCUCCUGGAGGUGGCCAAGGCCGCCGAUCCCCAGCCCGCCAUCGUGUGGGCCUCUACGUCAACUCCAACACAUAGGUCCUUUUCUCCGAGUCCGACCGCACCUACCGCCCCACCAGCUUCUACGCGGCCACCAAGAAAGCCGGCGAGGCCAUCGCGUACACUAGGGGUGGGAAGAUUGGGUAUCGGGGGAAGGGGAUCGAAGGGGAUCAACGUGUAUGUCACGCAGGAGGACAAGGAGGUGGCGCGUGACUUCACCUACAUCGAUGACAUCGUCAAGGGUUGCGUCGGGGCGCUCGACAUGGCUGAGAAGAGCACAUGCAAGGCCGGGAAGAAGUAG